Messenger RNA from Dioscorea cayenensis subsp. rotundata (Guinea yam), 538 nucleotides. RefSeq names its product protein transport protein Sec61 subunit beta-like. Gene Ontology annotation, cellular component: endoplasmic reticulum membrane; Sec61 translocon complex. Gene Ontology annotation, biological process: intracellular protein transport. The transcript is spliced from 2 exons. The record is from RefSeq and is a predicted model, not a curated record. NCBI's taxonomy places the organism in Eukaryota, Viridiplantae, Streptophyta, Magnoliopsida, Dioscoreales, Dioscoreaceae. The coding region runs from base 147 to 380 and encodes 77 amino acids.
GAAUGUAUGCCACGUGUUAAGAUUAGCGUGUGGGUGAGAAUGGGUGGUGUGAGUAUCUUUUAUUUUUAUAUUUUUUAUAAAUAUUGGAGAAUUUCUCAUUUCCCUGGAAUUAGGGUUUCGACGGAUUUGCAGAACGGUAGGAAAACAUGGUUGCAAAUGGUGAAGCACCAGCCCGGGGCAGUGCAGCUGCAGCUGCAAGCUUGCGCAGGCGGCGUGCUAGCAGUGGAACUGGUGCUGGAGGGGCAAAUACAAUGCUCCAGUUCUACACUGAUGAUUCUGCAGGUCUCAGGAUAUCCCCUAACACUGUCCUUAUCAUGAGUGUCGGGUUUAUUGCUGUGGUGGCCGUUCUGCAUGUUGUUGGUAAGGUCUGGAGGAAUUAGAGUUCAGCCAUCAUCAUAACUAUAACCAUUUUGUUUCAUGAAAAUUUCUUCCAUAAACCAUGAGCUAUUCCUCAGUCAGAUGUGACUGGUGAAUGCUUUUACAAAUUUUCUGUUAUGUGGAAUACUAAGUUAUGUGCAAUCAUAUCAGCAUUAUAAGA